AUGGCUUCUAGGAGGGCGGGAGCGCAGACCUUUGGCUGGUCCGGCAGUACCAAGCCCAAGGACCCGCGGGAGGGCCCGGAAACCUCACGGGAAAAGGCCAAGUUGCACGCGGGGUCGGCCGCCUCUAGCAGAGACGAAGCGAAUCACCAACAUUCGAGGACCAUUCCGCAACCGACCCCGUCUAGCCGAUUACCGUCAGCACCAACUCAUCGCCGACCGUCCGGCAGCCAGUCAGAGCAGCCUCGUUUCGUUCAACAGCCCCGGUUGCGGAGUUCCAUUGGUAAUGCGAGUGGUUUGGUCUCCGGAGGGCCAGAUGGCAAGCCCUUGUCGGCACCGGCCCCGGUCACGAGCAGCAGGCUUCCGGCUCCCAGCUUGAAGCCUCGAAACACACUUAGGCGAAAACGCUCAGGGCUAUCGCAGGACACAAGCAGCACUCGUGUCGAUUCACGGAAUGGCUCGACCGGGACACACUCGUCCGACUCUUAUCCUCGUGCCCCGACCCCUCUGGACCCUCUUCAUCUGGAUCGGGAGUUAACCCAGAGCCCUCUGGAAGUUCGAGUCGCGCAGCAAAUCGAAAUUCCCAUGACAAAGGCCCAAGCAGUGACGAUAUACCCCGAGCUAGACAGGUACCGCGAUGUCCAGGUGCCUCAUCGACCCGAGAGCCCGAGUCUCAACUUCCCUCACCGAAUUGCAACGCACGAUCUCCCUCCGCCGACGCCCCUAUUCUCUGGUACCAGCAGCCAGGUCAGCGCUUUCAGGUUGGUGGCCCCGAUACGGAUACCCCUUCCCGGCUCCAGGAUUCGACAAGUCGACCAGGCCCUGACCCGGCCUCCACUCGCCCGAAGGAGAGGUGGGAGCACGUCCGAUGAAGUUGGCGCCGAUCCUCAAGGCCUCUCAGCUGUGAAGGAACUGUCCACUUCGUCGUCCUCCAACUCGACAGUCCGAGCCGGCGUCAACACGAAGGACAAGAGAAAAAUAAAGGGGUCUUCGCAGCGUCCGCCGAGCCCGCCACAAGUAGUAGCGCCGCCAGUGGUGAAACCUACCUCUUAUUCUCGGCCUCGACAUAUGCAACCCACCCGUCUUGCCGCCUCGCCCAAGCCAACGCCGCCGGUGCGGCCUAGCCGUGACGGCACGGCCGACUUGCAAGCCCAAUUCGGUCAUUCUAUCCCUGUCAUUCAGAGCAACCUGUCAUCUACGUCCUUGCCGGAAAGGCGGCAGAGCGGUCUUUUGGUUGCUGGCCCGGCCAGUCGGCUGGCCGGCCCAAUGGCUCCAACGGAACAGCCGAAGCCCCAGCGUUCCGCUACCGACAGUGUGGCGAGUUCAUCCAAACAAGAAUCCGUAAGGCUCAUUCGAACACCAAGCCCCAGCGUGUCGGGCUUCAAAACCCGGUUCCCCCUCUUUGGACGACGAACAAAGACGGUUCCCGAGCCCGGUCAGCAGGAGAAAAAAGACAGGCCGGCGAGAAAAGGACCAGCAGCCGGGACAGGCCACGAAGGUUACGGAAAACUGGGCUCAGUGCGUCGUCGAAGCAACAGCAUCAACAACCCGACACGUGUGAUCCCGGGGACCAUGUCUUCGCAGGAGAGCUUCGGCAACCUGUCUCACGAUCCGUUCUUGAUGGAAAGGAUGGCCCCGGUCAUCAUUGCUGGUGGCGAAGUCAUCGAAAACAAGAACGCCAGUUCGGAGCUCACGCGCACCGAGAGCAACCAGAGCUCUACUUUGAGGCGACCCAGCAUUGAGUCUCGCAACAGCUCCCAAAUCUCGCUAUCGUCUCGCGAAGUGCCUCGAAAGUCUCUUUGGCCGUCACCGUUCCCACGAGGAGCGACGCAAACCCUAUCACUGUCCAGCCGUCGACCGUCCGAGAGCAGUGAUUCGGAGGCCCUUACCAUGAAGCCUACCUUGGCCCUCAGAAGGUCCAUGCAACGACUGAAGUCUGGCGAGCAGGAGCCCCCAAGGUUGCCGAAGCCGAUCGUCACACGUCCCCAGGUUAUGUCACCUUCGACGACCAGCCUAGACGCCAGCAUCCUGUCAGACGACUCCGUCUUGAUUCCUUUGGCGGAACAGGCUGUCGCUAUUCAAAAGUCGGCCCCAGCAGCGACCGUUUCUGGGCCAAGGAAGCUUAUAAGGCGAGCCCGGUCGCCAAGGAAGUGGAACUUCUUCGGUCGUUCCCAGAGUCAGACCCCGGUCGAGAAGAAGAACGAGACGACCACAACGGUUGCAGCCACGGUCCAACCUGCGCAAAAGAAACCAGUAGCGUUCUACACGUUGAUGGAUUCAUCUGAGCAGGAGGAUGUUGACCCGGUGGAUUUGGAGGAGGUCCUUCGUGAAGCCAGGGGUAUCGCCGUAACGACCCCUGAGGUCCCUCUGGUUGAGGAAGGGGACUACAGGAGACCAUCGGUGACGGAACAGGCGGCCAAGUCUCUGGAAAACGAAUAUGGGGCGCCACAAAACCCGAAUUGUGAUACGACGAUCCCGAUCCGCCUGCCUGCCACGUCGGGCUUGGAGACCAAGACUGAGCCAGUCCCUGCCCAGCGAGCCGGGUCUCUACCCCUGACUCGCCCGAGCCGACUGCCGCAGGUUGGCCGCAUUCCCAAGGUUGUUAGCGCCAGAGCCGAGCAGAUCUCGCCAAAGAGCUUCUCCAGGCCAUUCCAUCGGCUUAGCGUACAGAUGCCGCCGGCGAGGCCUGAUCUCAAGGACGAGGAUUCCGUAGCAAAGGGCCCCAGCCCUCCACAACCGUCCACACCAGAACCGAUUGACGAGGACUCGGCGGUAGUAAAUGAUUCUAACUUGUCGGCACUGAUCUAUGGUGUGCCAAGGUUGUUACCGCCGACAUCCAACCAGCCCGGACAGGAAUUCCUUUCGUUCUCUCCCCGCAAGGACUCCCAAUGCACGACAACAUCCUCCAGCAGCUCUGGGGGUCUUCUGAGUUUUGUUGACGCAACUGCCAUCGUGCCGUCACCGAGUGCUCCGCUUUCGGAAGACGAGAUAUGGGACGAAUACAACGACCUGCUUGGGGACGACACCAUUAGGCUGUCCACGUCACGAGGACCAUCCUGGCCGAAGCCGCUGCGGCUCGAGGCGCACCCAAAUGCGAAGUGGAUCGAACCGGCAUUGGAAUCGCCAACGAUUAGUCCUCCUCCGCUGCAGAGCCUGGUUCAAGCUCUGCGGUCAGGCAUGGAACAUCAGUCGCUGAGCGUCCGCGGCUCGGACAUUGCCCUGGAAGUCAGGCGAAUGCUUGAUUGCGAUCCAACACCGGAGAACUCGGUACUCAUGGUCGAACGUCCAUGCAGUCAGGCGAAGCAAGCCGAAGAGCCGGUAUCUGCGCAGCGAAACAGCUCUUCGUCUGCACUCCAGGUCCGCCAAUCCAACGCCAGCGGCAGCACCCAAUGCUCAGAAGACAGCUCGCCUGUGUCCCAGGUCAACCUCCGAGUGGGCUCCAUGACGGUCAGCAAGUGGCUUACCUUUGGUCAUGUUCUCUUCAGCCCCGUCCGGGAUGAAUUGGUCUCGGAUGUUGGGUCGCUCAAGAGGCCAUCAAUUCUGGUUAUCGAUGGCUUGGGCAACGAUGACUGGUCCUUUUACGCCGCCGAGACGUACCCGGCCGCUGCAUUUUUCAAUCUCUCACCGCGCGCUCCUUUUCCUGCAGAACACCAAAACGAGUCGUCCUUCCCGCUCCGGCCUCCCAAUCAUCACCAGGUCCAGUACGUCUCCCACACAGCGAAGUUCCCCUUCGGCGCGCAAAGCUUUACGGCUGUCGUGUUCCGCUUCCCAGCCGCGGCCCCAGAGGGGCACUACCGCACCAUUAUUUCUGAGGCGCGACGAGUGCUCAAACCGGGAGGUUACCUCGAACUGUCAAUCCUCGACGUGGACCUGAACAACAUGGGCAAUCGCUGUCGCCGUGCUGUGCGGCGUGUCAAGGAACGCAUUCACGCCCACGCGCCGGAUACUAGCCUCGCACCGGCGUCGGAUCUCAUUCUUCGUCUGAUCGGCAGAAGGGGCUUCACCGACAUCAAGACAUGCCGCGUCGGUGUACCGGUGGCUAGUACUAUCGCUCGAUCGUCUGGGAGCAGCGAGGCAAGCAACGGCGGCGGGAAUAGAAGCUCAACUGGUGCCGCUCGGGAGAGAUUCAAACUCAAGAAGGACGAGCGCAGCCUGCCGGAGAUGAUCAACGACGAAGGGCCGGUUGCGGACGAGAGUAUCGCGCAGUCAGUGGCCAAGGUCGGACGGUGGUGGUACAGCCGCUGCUACGAGAGCGCCGCGGCGCCGGGGACUGGUUUGUCUUCAAGAACCAGUAUCUGGCGGGACAAGGCGCUGCUUGCGGAAUGUGAGGAAUGGGGGACGAGUCUGAAGUUGAUGGUUUGCCAUGCGCGGAUCCCGGAUGGGAGGGCGAGGGUUGCGAGUAUCUGA
This is a messenger RNA of Parathielavia appendiculata, 4404 nucleotides long. RefSeq lists its product as uncharacterized. The record is from RefSeq and is a predicted model, not a curated record. NCBI's taxonomy places the organism in Eukaryota, Fungi, Ascomycota, Sordariomycetes, Sordariales, Chaetomiaceae. The coding region runs from base 1 to 4404 and encodes 1467 amino acids. The transcript has 2 exons.